AUGUGGCUAAUCAAAUACACCACUGAGCCCAAAGAUGACUCAGAGCCUCAGGAUAUUCUGCGAUGGAUCCAACCAAAUGAAACGUUUACUUUUGGAAGAGGUGAACGUGUAACUUUUUCAACUCAUAGUUCAAAAGUGUCAAAGCUUCAUUUACAAAUUUCAAUACUUCAAUCAAUUAAUAACUCUUCAGACCUUUCUCAAUUGAAGUUAUUAGUGGAUGGGAAAUUCACAUCGAUUGGUCAAGAAGUUAUAAAUAAAAGGCUAUUACCACCUGAAGACCUAGAUAAAUCAAUUGAAAGAAUCUUAUCAUCAUCAACAACCAUUGUAUUGGGGAAAAGUGGUAAAAGAUAUGAUUUUAUCAGAGAACCUAUAAUUUUCAACGUUACUGGAUGUCCUGACAAGUAUUUGAGAAAAUUAAAAGAUCUUGAUAUCAGUUAUAGUUCACAAUUUCUAAAAUAUACUACACAUGUUGUUUGUUCAGAUAUGAAAGUUUCCACAACUACAUUGAUGGGCAUGUUGAAAGAGAUUGCAAUAAUAACACCAAGUUUCAUAAAUUCAAUUGAUCCAAAAGCAAUAGGUCAAGAUUUUGAAACCAAUUUCCCAAAUAUUGAUGAUUUUUUACCUGAUCCUAAUGCAAAGAUACGACAUGGAAGAUCCACUAUGUUUAAAGAUAUUUUGUUUGUUAUGGUUGAAGGUGGACAGAGCACAAGGUUCAAGAAUGCAUUGGAGGCUGGUGAGGGUCAAGUGUUAAUCCUCCAAUUGAAUAAAGAUACAUCAAAGAAUGAAUUAGUCAAGAUAAUUGAAGAUACAUUGGGUGGAAAACAACUUGUUUUCAUAUCAAUGAUUUUCCAAGAUGAAGAUUUCCUCAAAUCAGUUGUUGAUCCAAGUACAAAGGAAUACAAUAGUUCCAAAUUAUUGAGUGAGCUUGCGAAAGGCUUCCAAAAAUAUGAAGUUACAAUGGAGGAUAUUUUCAAUGCUGUUAAAGAUUUCAACACUGAUUCGAUUCUAAGGACAAGAGUUGCCAAAUCAGAGAUUCAAAGCUCAUUACCAGAAGAUCAACCUCCUUUGAAGAAGCAAAAAAUGAACAGAAAGAAAAAACCACAAAUUAAGCCACUAGACAGUUUAGAUUUCUUUGCAGGUGGUGGGAAAUUCGAAUCAAGUCAAACUCAACCUAAAACUCAAGUCUCUGAAACUCCUGAGGAGAACCUUGAUGAAGUUGAAGAACCUCCAAAGAAGAAAAAACAAAGAAAUAGAGUACAAAGUCUAGCUAAUCAAAUGCUUGAUACAAAUUUCAAACCUAGCAUGAAUUCAAUUCCUGAAAGUAAUGAUAAUUCAACUGGAUCACUAGCACCAUCAAAUGAACAACCACAACCACUAGUUCAAGUUGAAGAAUCAAUACCAAAAGAUGAAGAAGAUAAGGAGAAUAUUCAAGAGCCUUCAAAAGUGGAGAAACAGACGUCAUUCCAUAAUGCAGUCAUAAAUGCAAAGAAAUCUGCAAAUCAAAGAAUCAAUACACAACUAGGCUUGGAUGAAAUAGUCACACCAGAUGCGAUUGAUCAGUUACAAAAUUUAGCAAUUGUGGAAGUUACUAAUAUACCAAUGAGACAACAAAAAACUUCAACAACACAAUCAACAAAUCCUCAAUGGGCUGGUAGAAAAAAUUUCAAGACUUUUGUCAAAAAUGGUAAAUCUAGAAUAGCUUCAAAAGAUCAAAGUUUUUUAUAUACCAGACAAUUUGUCCCUUUGAAAAGUUUUGACCCUAAAUAUCCAAACAAUCCAGCUGAUGAGCUCACCAAAGAUUUUGAAAAACAACAAGCUCAACAGGAUCAAGUUCAAAGUGAUGAUGACGAGAAUCCAGUUGAGUCAUUUGCAUUUAGAAAUGAUUUGAGACAACCAACAAUGGUGGAUAAAGAUCAGCCUGCUACUAGAAGUAAACUAUUUGUUGACCAAGAUUCGGAUUCAGAGGUGGAUGAUGGAUUGAAUAUGGAUGUUAGAAGAGAUGAAGUUUCUAAUGUUCCUGAAUUUAGAAGACGUCAAGAGGAGGAACCUGUUGAAUCUGUUAAGCAGAAAAAGGCAAUUGAGAAGCAGAUUCCUAUACAAGUCGAUGAAGAUGAUAGUGAUGACGGUGAUGAUGACGACGAUGACGAUGAUACACCAAAGUUUAGAUUCAGAUCUUGAAUUACCAUUUCGAAUCUUUAUUUGAUAUUUUCGUGUAGUUUGGCAAAAUAUUUUUUCAGUUUUGGC
Molecule: messenger RNA, 2244 nt
Organism: Hansenula anomala
Lineage: Eukaryota; Fungi; Ascomycota; Saccharomycetes; Phaffomycetales; Wickerhamomycetaceae
Gene: XRS2
Product: Xrs2p
Exons: 1
Coding region: 1-2178 (725 amino acids)
Biological process (GO): mitotic G2 DNA damage checkpoint signaling; double-strand break repair via homologous recombination
Cellular component (GO): Mre11 complex
Molecular function (GO): damaged DNA binding
Source: RefSeq, a predicted model, not a curated record